AUGUCUGGUAACGAAGAGGCUUCUGCUGGUGGGGCACAAAGUGAGGGCCGAGCCGUCCCGUGGCUGUUGACAAGGCGCGUGCUCCUGUCUCCAAUCCAGCUGGGUGCAGUUCAGCUACAGCGUUACCAACCUCGGGCCUUUCCUUCCACCGUAUCUCCGUUUGACGAGUACGAGGACGAGACUCACGAAGAAGAUUGCUAUACACGCAGUCCAGCUCGUAGUGCUGACAUGGACAUAUACUCGCCCGGUGGUUCCGGCGGCGACAUCAGCACAAGCUCGGAAGUCGACGACGAAAUGGACUUUUACGAGCUUGACUCGUCUCACCCGCCAGUCACGGCCGACGCACCACAGACACUCGCCUCGACUAGGAUGGGUAAUGCUUUGGGCACAACAGAUAGAGCCGAUGGCUCCAACACUCCUUCCGGCAAUACUCCCGUCAAGGUCAACACGGCCAAGCUUCAUGAACUGCGCGCAAAACUGCUUGCCAAUCGUCAGGCCACUCCUGUCAAGAGCACUUCAGACCCUGCCAACAACAUCAAUCAUGUAGCCGUCAAAACAGAGUUGCAGUCCCGACCCCAGAAACCAGCCCUCACUCCCAAAUCUGCUGCAACCAAGAACAAGGCCGAUCUACAGGCAUCCACGUCCAAACCCAACAGAACAACCGCUGCCUCAAUGCUCAGCCAUUCAAGAUCAGUCGACGCUCUCCUAGCUGAGGGUCAUGCAACUGCCAACAUGUCGCAAUCUGACAUCAACAUCCAACAGAAGACUGCCCAAAAGAAACAGCCCAAUACAACAGACUCUACAAGCAAGCCAUCUGCAGCCAAGAAUACUGCGCCACCCAAGCUAGCUCACUUGUCUACUGCCCUGAACACACUUUUCAAUACUGCUGAACAGACCAUCGCAAACAGCGACAAGUCUUCGUCGACUGCAAAGUCGCCAGACAUUCCUAGCGAACAGGAAAACAAGAAUAACAGUCUGGCCAAGCAGAAGUCCAAUCCCGCUUCCCCUGUGCCCGAACAGAUAUUACCCAAUGACAAGAGUCUUGAUACGAUCACUAACCCGCAUGCCACCAAACCCAAGCCUCUGCAUCCUUUGUCCAGUGGACCCCUGCACAAGCACAAUCUCAGCCUGACAACAAAGCCCACCAAGGAAACAGAGGAUGAGUAUUUCAAGGACGUUGAUUUGUGGCUUUCCAUCACUGGAUUCCACGACACGGCUUUCCGCGAGCAAAAGCUCAAGACACACAAGAUGCGUGCUGCACUUGAAGAAAAGAAACGUGCUCUGGAACGUGAAUUUGCCGAACUUGAGCGUCAAGAGGCUGCCGCGGCUAACGACCCUAGCACCAAGGACUACAUGCGUUCUGUCUCGGCUGCUUACAUGCCACCUCCAGCUCUCCCUGUCCAGACUUCGACUGACGAGCGGUCCGCUCCUUUGACCAAGGCCAGUCCUGUGCCUUCUCAGCCUGCUCCCGCUGGCACCAAACGCCCUCGCUCGCCAUCUGUGCCCUUGAACAAUAACCGUGAGAAACUGACCCGUCUUCACACUUCUGGUCGUGCUGUGCGUAGAGAUGAUUUGUUCGACAAGCCUUCAUCCGCCAGUACUUCCAGACGUGGCUCCGACCAGAGAUCGCACUAUACCAACGACAGACCUGAGUAUCAUCAACGCGCUGCUUUCGAUGCCUCUCCUACCCGCCAGUCUAUCUCUGUUCAUGGUCAGGCUUUCCGUCCUAGUGACAGUCCCUUCGGUCGUCGUGAGUCAUGGACUCCCAGAUCUCCUGAACAAUGGUCCGCGCGCCCUCAUGGAUGGAACCCUGCGUCUUUCUCAGAUGUCAACGAGCAGCCCAUUGGCCAAGGUGGCCACUCGAGCAACAAAUGUGGGUACAAGCCUUCCGACCCCAGAAACAGAUACAACAGAUGA
Messenger RNA from Aureobasidium uvarum, 1917 nucleotides. The record is from the annotation of a GenBank genome assembly. NCBI's taxonomy places the organism in Eukaryota, Fungi, Ascomycota, Dothideomycetes, Dothideales, Saccotheciaceae.